Messenger RNA from Rotaria sp. Silwood2, 537 nucleotides. The record is from the annotation of a GenBank genome assembly. NCBI's taxonomy places the organism in Eukaryota, Metazoa, Rotifera, Eurotatoria, Philodinida, Philodinidae.
AUGGCGUCUUCUUCUCGUAUUUAUCGAGUGCAUCACAAACACUUAUCGAAUCAUCAUAAAUUUGAAAUUGACAAUGGCACUGAUGAGAUAGUGUAUACUGUUCGUUUGAAUCCAUUAUCAUUAGCCGAUAAACUGUCUCUUUGUGAAGCAUCAACUGGCAAAGAAUUAAUUAAAAUACGUGAGCAAGUCCUUCAUCUUCAUUUAGUAUAUGAUAUUUCAGCAGUAAGUGAAAACGGAGACAAUGAUCGACAUUUGGGAACAGUUAAAAGAACUCAUGGUGAGCAUCAUUUUCAAAGUGUAGUUGAAGUAGAAUCAAUUUAUGGCGUAUACAAAGUGGAACGUCUCGGCAAUGUUUUCGGUCAUGAAUUUAAAGUAACAACGGGUGGCAAGACUGUGGCCGAUGUAACUGAGAAUACUAAACUUCUGCGUGACUCAGAAUUGUACUUUGUCGAAAUUAGUGAUGAUGAUGGUGGAGAUGUAUUUUUGUUGGCACUUGUGUUUGUGGUUUGGUAUACACAGAAAUGGCGUCAUAUGUAA